CUAUACAACAAACACCUCCCAAUUCCCCAUUCUCUCUUCUUCUUCUCUCUCCAGUGGUCUUUCUGCUACAAAAAAAAAAAAAAAAAGCCAGUGAGUAAUGGGUUCAACCAAGCUAUUCUUGUUCCAAAUCUUCUUCAUGGUCUCCCUAAUUCAUUUAUCCUCCGCUGCUAGGAGACUCGCCGAUCAGGUACAGGAGCAGGCCCAGCUCUUGCAGUACCACAACGGUCCUCUCCUCUAUGGAAAAAUCUCAGUAAACCUCAUUUGGUAUGGCAACUUCAAGCCUUCCCAACGUGCCAUCAUCUCCGAUUUUAUCUCGUCCAUCACUACACCAUCAGCUUCAAAGUCCACCCAGACCCAGCAGGCCCAACCUUCUGUUGCUACCUGGUGGAAAACCACCGAGAAAUACUACCACCUCGGCGCCAAGAAGCACCCCUCCCUCACCCUCCAGAUGGGCAAGCAGAUCCUUGACAAGUACUCGGUUGGGAAAUCUCUCACCAGCAAGCAACUGGUGCAGUUGGCUGCGAAAGGAGACCAAAAGAACGCCAUCAACAUUGUGUUGACGGCUUCGGACGUGGCCGUCGAAGGCUUCUGCUCGAGCAGGUGCGGGACACACGGCUCUUCCUCCUCCGGUGCCCUGGUGAAGAAGAAUAACAAGUACAAGUUCGCAUACAUCUGGGUGGGAAACUCGGAGACUCAGUGCCCAGGUCAAUGUGCUUGGCCGUUCCACCAGCCCAUCUACGGACCCCAAAGCCCACCGUUGGUGGCACCAAACAACGACGUGGGCGUGGAUGGUAUCGUGAUCAACCUUGGGAGUCUGUUGGCAGGAACGGCGACGAAUCCCUUCGGCAACGGCUACUUCCAGGGAUCUGCAGGAGCGCCUCUAGAGGUAGCUUCGGCUUGCCCAGGCGUAUAUGGCAAGGGGGCUUACCCGGGUUACGCAGGGGAGUUACUGGUAGAUCCCACCACUGGAGCUAGCUACAAUGCAUACGGCGCAAACGGAAGGAAAUACCUUCUCCCAGCCUUGUUUGAUCCUUCCACUUCUUCCUGCUCCACAUUGGUUUGACCCUUUGAGGAGAGAGAGAGAGAGAGAGGGUAUACUAGUAUUAACCAUCCGGUAUAGUAAAUAGUAAUAGYUCGUACGGCAAUCUCCGAUUCAGUGGAGAAAGAAAAGAUUGUGGUAUGUAUGUGUAUACUUCACACAUACUUUUGAUCAUGUAGGAAAGGUCCAUACUCCCAUAGGGCCUACGGAGGAUACUGUAAUUCAUUUAUUGAUUUAAUUAAUUUUUUAUCAUGAAGAGCAAAAUUAGAGUGCUUUGCUUUUGAAA
This is a messenger RNA of Nelumbo nucifera (sacred lotus), 1325 nucleotides long. RefSeq names its product protein PHOSPHATE-INDUCED 1-like. The record is from RefSeq and is a predicted model, not a curated record. Lineage: Eukaryota; Viridiplantae; Streptophyta; Magnoliopsida; Proteales; Nelumbonaceae.